Molecule: messenger RNA, 2108 nt
Organism: Menidia menidia (Atlantic silverside)
Lineage: Eukaryota; Metazoa; Chordata; Actinopteri; Atheriniformes; Atherinopsidae
Source: the annotation of a GenBank genome assembly
ACGAGCUCACUUUGCGACACGUUUAAACGAACUGAUGCCGUUAGCUUGUUGUUAGCAAGCAGGCUCCGGCCCGAUGUUAUUUUUGUAAUUGUAGAAUUAGACAGCCUUAUUAUAACAUAAUCAGGACGAUUAACAUGGAGAAUGUAGCUCGUAAUGCAGAAUCUUCUAAAUCCAGUGACAAGAAAACGGAGACAGAAAAAAAGAAGAGGUCCCGUGUCAAACAGCUUCUUGGAGAUGUAAAAAAGCAAGUGGAGUUCUGGUUCGGAGAUGUCAACCUUCACAAGGACCGUUUUCUGAAAAAGCUCAUUGAUGAGUCUAAUGAUGGAUACGUUGAUCUAUCGGUGUUGACAAGCUUCAGCCGCAUGCAGAAGCUGACAACUGAUACCAAACUGAUUGCAAGAGCACUGAAAAAUUCAUCUGUAGUUGAGAUUAACCUCGAAGGAACUAAAGUAAGACGUCAAUAUCCAAUUGGAGAUCCACCAAAGAAUGUUGAUAGCCGGACGGUCUAUGUGGAACUUUUGCCCAAGGAUGUGACGCACAGCUGGAUAGAAAGGGUGUUCUCCAAAUGUGGGAAUGUGGUGUACGUUAGCAUUCCCAGAUACAAGGCCUCUCAGGACUCAAAAGGGUUUGCCUUUGUCGAGUUUGAGAAAGAGGAGGAAGCACAGCAAGCCAUUGAGAUUCUGAACAACCCUCCAGAAGACGCUCCCAGGAAACCAGGGAUUUUUCCCAAGACGUUAAGCGGGAAACAAAUUCCGUUUCCUACUGUAAAUCCAGCAUCAGGUGAAGAGGAGAAGAAAAAACGAAAGAAGAAGAAAAAGAAGGACGCCGCUUCUGUACGGGCUCCUGCAGAAGUUAAAGAACCAGCGAAGGAAGCAGCGCCAUCUGGGCUAAAGAGGAAACACCCAGAAGCCGGGGGAUCGGACCCGGACGUAGCGACUGCCAAGAAGGCGUCAGGCAAACUGUCCGAGAAAAAACGGCGACGGUCGCAGACAGCAGAGGCAGCAGACAGUCACGUACCCUCCAAGAUUAGAAAAACCAGUGAAAGUCACUCUGCAGACCAGGAGAAAGACAGAGCACAUAUUUCAGCCGUGAAAAGUGAGACAGAGAGAGAUGCUGAAAAAGAGAAAGAAAAUGGAGAUGAUUCGUUGGUUAAGGCAAAGAGGAAGAGAAAGAAGAAACACAAGGAGAAACUCAAAAUCGGGGAAGAAGUCAUCCCACUCCGUGUUUUAUCAAAGAAGGAAUGGAUUCAGCUGAAGGAUGAGUACCUAACCCUACAGAAGCGGAGCAUGGCGUCCCUGAAGAAGUGCAUCAACAAAAUGGAUCACAAGAAACGGGACAAUAGUCAAGAUAGAAAUAUUGAGAUGGCUGGAAAACAGGAAAAAGAAACCAACCAGGGACCACAGUUUGUCAGCGGGGUCAUAGUGAAGAUUACAGACAGCAAGCCCUUACCAGUCAGGAGGAUUCUUAAAGAAUCCCUGUGUAAAAUAUCACCAGUGGCCUACAUUGACAUCCUAGAAGGAGAUGCCGAGGGUCACAUCCGUUUUCACACCCCAGAGGAAGCCAAAGCCAUCUGUGACGUGAAAGCACAGCUACAGAAAGAGCACGGCUGGAAACUGGAGGUCCUAAAAGGUGACCAUGAACAGCGGUACUGGCAGAAAAUCUUGGUGGACCGACAGGUCAAGCUGAACCGCCCCCGAGAGAAGAAGCGGGGCACAGAGAAGCUCAUCUCCAAAGCGGAGAAAAUCAUCAUCGCCCGAGCAAAGGAGGCUAAUAAGCACAUCCGUUUCGACGAGGACUAAUGAAGACGCAGAUGUAAAAACCUCCACAGACUUAAACAUGAAGGGGGGUGACAGGACGGCUGGUGUCAGUGUGUACCUCCUGCAAGGGAAUCAACUUUAGUAACCUUUGUGUUUGUGCCCUGAAGCCUCUAAGACAAAGUGGAAUGCUGCUGUGCUUGGAGAGGAUUUAGUUGUAUUGCUUUUGAUUGAUGGCCUUUUUAAAAAUCAAUCCUUUAUAGAUGUAAAUAUACGUGCUCUGAAAGUCUCCCAGGAAGACAUGGAGGGCUCAACACCUUUAUUGUUUUUUUUAAUAAAAAUCUAAUUUCCUGA